CACCAGCCAUGCCUCUCUGUUCAAGACUUGAAUGCGGGAAAUUUAUAUCUAGGGAGCGUGCCGCAAGGUUCUGAGAUUUCGGCGUAUCCUGACAAGCCGGCCAAGAUAUUUCGGUUUCCCUAUCUCUCAAUCCUGAUAGCACCCUGGGCUGCAUGUGUGGGUCUUAUCUUGUCUACCGAAAGGCGCCCAACUUGUUCCCCCCUCGACACGACAACAUCUUGAGUCACGGACAGAAUCAGUGCGUAGGCCAGAAUCGCACUCUACGGCUCUCAAGUCUCAGUCAAAGAAUACCCGCCCUCAUACAUCAAUAUGGGCUUUCUUUCCUACACGAUACGGAUAGCGAUGCUAAACGCGGACACGCCGGUCCCAAACGUGUCGGCCAGAUUCAAAACCUAUGGAACAAUCUUUCACAACCUCCUGAGCGACGCUGCAUCUCGAAUUUCUCCGCAUGUCAAGAUCCAAUCUACCGACUUUGACGUGGUUCGAGGCGAGUACCCAGAAUCCGCUGCAGACUUCGAUGUUAUCCUUGUCACCGGCUCAGCAGCAUCGGCAUACUACGACGAGGUCUGGAUCCAUAAACUCGACGAAUAUUUGACGACAAUAUACGAUACCUGCCCGCAGAUCAAAAUCUUUGGAAGCUGCUUUGGACACCAGAUCGUCUGCCAGAGCUUGCUUGGGGGGUUUGGAUGCAAGGUGGAAAAGAACCCGAAGGGAUGGGAACUCGGCGUACAUGGAAUUCAACUGACGGAUGAAUUCCGGAAAGCGUUUCCAUCACGAAAAUGUCAAUCACCGACCUCAGGUCCCGGCCAGUUGACGCCAGCACCUGAAAUGAUGCGUCUUCAGUUUGUCCACGCCGACCAUGUUGCGCUCCCCGCAGAAGGGCUACCGGAGUCUUGGAUCUCGAUUGGUCAAACGAAACGAUGUGGUCUCCAGGGUGUUUUUGAACCCAGCCGGGUGCUCACCUUUCAAGGCCAUUUCGAGUUUGACCGUUUUGUCAAUAGUGAAACGAUCAAGGUAUUUGGAGCGAAAUGGGACCCGAAGGAAUUCCAGGAUGCCAUGGACGCGAUUGACGCGGACGAUGAUGCCAAAGCGGCCGCGGAGAUUGUGUUGAGGUUUCUGCUAUAAUCUCCGAGGAUAGUGAGAUUAGAAAUCUUGUUUACUCCUA
Ilyonectria robusta is the source of this 1165-nucleotide messenger RNA. RefSeq names its product class I glutamine amidotransferase-like protein. Lineage: Eukaryota; Fungi; Ascomycota; Sordariomycetes; Hypocreales; Nectriaceae. Bases 310 to 1125 code for a protein of 271 amino acids. Gene Ontology annotation, cellular component: nucleus; cytosol. The transcript has a single exon. The record is from RefSeq and is a predicted model, not a curated record.